Molecule: messenger RNA, 554 nt
Organism: Corylus avellana
Lineage: Eukaryota; Viridiplantae; Streptophyta; Magnoliopsida; Fagales; Betulaceae
Source: RefSeq, a predicted model, not a curated record
AUUCGCUUUCUCAAUUUUCUCUACUAAGCACUAGUCUUGCAACUUCUUCCAUGGCAUUCCACGGAGCUUCUUCCUCUUCCUCUUCCGUUUCCAGCUGGGCUUAUGAUGCAUUCUUGAGUUUUAGAGGCGAAGAUACUCGGAAAACUUUUACUGCUCAUCUAUAUGCAGCUUUAUGUCGAAACGGAAUCAACACCUUCAUGGAUGAUAAGCUUAGAAGUGGAGAAGAAAUUUCACCGGUACUUGUCAAAACCAUUGAAGAGUCGGAGAUUUCAAUCAUUGUACUUUCUAAAAACUACGCAUCAUCUCGAUGGUGCUUGGAUGAGCUAAUAAAGAUCCUUGAGUGUAGAAAAACAAGAGGGCAACACGUUCUACCAUUGUUCUACCAUGUUGAUUCGUCUGAAGUACGAAAUCAAACCAAUAGUGUUGGAGAGGCAUUCGCCGUACUUGAAGAAAGGUUUAAGGAUGAUAAAAUGAAGGUACAUGAUUGGAAGACAGCCUUAACACAAGUGACGAAUUUAUCUGGGAGGCUUUUGGAGAACAAGUACUAUUUCUAA